AUGACGAAAAUACCCGAUGAAAUUGAAAAGUCAUCCAUCUGUCUGUUAGAUAUCCUUUUCAUUGAUGCCUGUUAUGCUCUCUUCCUCCACGAGAUCAUCAAGUUUGAUUUGUCAUUUGGGAUAGAGGAAAGUGCUAUUGGAAUAAACGACACGGCUAAUUCAUACACCAAUCAAUUAUCGGGAAUAUUAAAAAUGAACUUGCAGAUUGAAUUGGUUAACAUAAGACUUAUGAUGUUUAAGGAGCAAUGGUCAAGCAAAGCAAAACAGUAUCUUAAUCUUGCGGUGAAUACGCCAGAUUUCAACAAGGAGAAUAGUCUAGAUAAAGAAAAGAGAUUGGCUAAAGCAUUGGACAUUAACGAAAUUGAUUUGCCCAUAAUUAGACUUUUAUCGGGUCAUUUUGGGAUAAAGUGA
Molecule: messenger RNA, 411 nt
Organism: Acaulospora colombiana
Lineage: Eukaryota; Fungi; Glomeromycota; Glomeromycetes; Diversisporales; Acaulosporaceae
Source: the annotation of a GenBank genome assembly